AUGGCAUUGCAUGUGGAUCCUCUAAAGCGCGAACUACUCGAAGCUCGCAUUCAAGGAAAUUCAAGCCCAGGGAAUGCUGUAUCUUCUACAAGGGCCCAGGACUUAAAUUCGGACAACAUGUCGUCCGACGAUCGCUCGAAGUAUGGCCUGUCCCAAGAUUCAGCACAAAUAACAGCUGAUAACGCCUCUGUGGAUGUACCCAACAUCGUACUACACCGUCGGGGCAGACUACUCCUAACAACACAUCUGCAGAACAACCCCAGCCGUCUGAGCUUUUUGAAACUGAUACUCAUAAAACCGAAGAAAUACAUGGAGUGGAGCAAAUUCCUGGUCAGCUUACUCACUCGGAUCCUCAGGAUAGUGCCAGUUGUCAUGCUGAGGAAAGUAGCACCAGUUUUCCUAGUGCGGAUGGGAGCGUUUUCGAAUCCGUCAAUUUCCAUGGAACGGACUGGGUACCAAUCCAAUCCUAUGCUGCCCCCCAACGAAACCCACAUACCCAAUCAUUCUGUUUCACCCAAGAAAAUGCGAACUCUAUCUGGUGCUACUUUCGCUUCGACACAAGGCAACAAUUCACCCUCUAGGUUGGGUUCUAUUACUUCACCCGGCCCUCAUGGGUCUAACGUAAAUACGGGCUCUCGUGAAUCGACAACCCCCAGAAGUAUCGUUAGACGCAAACGAAGGGGACCCCUUUUUGAUGAACAAGGUAUACAACCCAAACGACCAGCUCACCGCACUAAACGAAUAGAUGAAAUGUUCAAGGCUCCCCAGUGCGGCCCAGGUGCCCAGGCCUCGGCUCACCUCCCCAACCUGCCAUGCCAAUUCACCGAGACUCCGGUUCCUGACCUGCUUAAUGGACCCUCUAAACAGGAGUCUGGCGGAGAGCACUCAGAGCGUCUGUCGUCUCCUUUUCGUGGCAGCAACAGUUCUGUUUCCUCAUCCUCAAGCUCGGCCCUCAACCGGCUCUGCAAUUCCGCAGCCCAGACCGAUCCCCUCCUAUCUCCCACGUCCUCCCCACCCGGAAGCUCCUCCACCAAUGCCACACUGAUUGAGAAUCUCCAACGGCGAGUGGCUGAAUUGGAACUAGAGUCGACAGUUCAGCAGCAGACUAUCGCCCUGGCUCAAGAACACAACGUUAAGUCACGGCAGCUCAUCCAGGAAUUGUUAAUAGAAAAGAGCAUUUUGGAGAAAAAAACCACACGACAGAAGGUCAUGGAUAACAGACUCCGACUGGGACAGUUUGUGACCCAACGCCAGGGAGCUCAUUUUGAGGAGAAGUGGAUUGAGGGAUAUCGUUUUAAGGAGCUGGACGCGCGUCGGAAAAACAUUGAGGCCAUCCGUGAGGAGAUUGAACGUAAACGCAAACAGUGGAACAAACGGAAACCGGGUGUCGAUGGAAAAAAGAACAAGUCUCGGUGGGAGGAGGUCUCCGUCGACGAGUUCUACGAGCAGGUGGAAAUCUUUGAUCUGCGUAAACAAAUGCUCGUGAAGGAAGACAAGGAGAUUCAGGGCGAACUUGAGCGGCUCGAUCGUGAACGCAAUCUACACAUUCGCGAGAUAAAACGGAUUGCUAACGAGGAUGCCUCCCGAUUUAAGGAUCACCCGCUACUCAAUGAUCGCUACUUGCUGCUCAGCCUACUGGGCAAAGGUGGUUUCUCAGAGGUUCACAAGGGCUUUGAUCUCAAGGAGAACCGCUACGUAGCUUGCAAGAUUCACCAACUCAAUCCAGCCUGGCCAAAGGACAAAAAGGACAACUAUAUAAAGUUUUGCACAGUCCUUGAGUACUGUGAGGGCAACGACCUGGACUUCUUCUUGAAGCAGAACAAAAUUAUCCCAGAGCGGGAAGCGAAGUCCAUAAUCUGUCAAGUUAUCUCCGCCCUGAAGUACUUGAAUGAGCGGAAACCACCGGUCAUCCAUUAUGAUCUCAAACCUGGAAAUAUACUAUUGGGUUCCGGCCAAGUUGCAGGCGAAAUCAAGAUAACGGACUUUGGUCUGAGCAAAUUAAUGACCGAGGACUUGUAUAAUCCCGACACAGGGAUGGACCUAACAUCACAAGGUGCCGGCACCUACUGGUACCUCCCGCCCGAAUGCUUUGAAACCGGUCGUGAACCUCCCAAGAUUUCCUCAAAAGUGGACAUUUGGUCCGUUGGAAUCAUUUUCUUUCAGUGUCUUUUCGGAAAGAAGCCGUUUGGACACAACAUGUCACAGGCUGACAUCCUGCAUCAGAAUACCAUCCUACACGCCAAAGCCAUUGUUUUUCCCUCAGUGCCAAAAGUCAGCGAUGGAGCCAAAGUGAGUGACUGA
This is a messenger RNA of Dibothriocephalus latus, 2301 nucleotides long. The record is from the annotation of a GenBank genome assembly. NCBI's taxonomy places the organism in Eukaryota, Metazoa, Platyhelminthes, Cestoda, Diphyllobothriidea, Diphyllobothriidae.